AUGGUAUGGUACUUGGACCUUGGAUGGAAACAUUUAGAAACUCCAGAUUGGUCAAAAUUCUUAGGUAGGCCUAUGUUGACUCAUCUUUACUUUGAUUACAAUGAACUUACCUCUGAAUUUCCAGAUUUCAUACUCCAUUGCCCCAGCCUCACUAACCUUUAUUUGUCAUACAACUAUUUCACUGGCAUAAUACCUGAGUUGGUAUUCACCAAUCUUACCAAGCUUGAAUAUCUUUCUCUCUCCGGUAAUUCAUUUCAAGGGUUAUUAUCAUCAAAUAAUACAAAGCUUUUGAAGCUCAAAUAUCUUCUUCUGGGUAACAACCAGUUUGUCGGUUCAAUUCCUGAGGAGAUUGGAUUACUUUCAGAUCUUCAAUCCAUUCAGCUGGAUAACAAUUCAUUCCAAGAAAAGAUUCCUUCUUCUAUAGGCCAACUCAGAAAGCUUCAGAUACUUUUUCUAGAUAUGAAUUCACUUACCGGACCCUUACCUUUGUCCCUGUCCAAUCUGUCCAAGAUAAAUUAUUUGCACAUAUCGGAUAAUUUUCUUUCUGGCGAGAUCUCAACUUAUUUUGUCACCAAUUGGACUGACUUGCAAUAUUUAGAGCUUCAAAACAAUUCCUUCACUGGUAAAAUUCCACCUGAGAUUGGAGUCCUAAAAAAAUUGUUAUAUUUGUACCUUUCGGCAAUCCAACUCUUUGGUCCAAUUCCUCCAACAAUUUGGAAUCUCAUAAACCUCGAAUCCUUGAACCACUUUGACAACUAUCUCAAUGGAACAAUUCCACCUCAAAUUGGGAAUUUGAAACUACUGACUGCUUUUGAUCUGAGUAAAAACCAAUUAAAUGGUGAAAUCCCAGCUCAGGUAGUUCGCUUGACUCAAUUGUCCUAUCUAAGCCUCGAAUCAAAUGAAUUCACUAGUGAAAUACCACUUACCAUUUGCAACCUGAGUUCCCUUGUGGUUCUUAAUCUAUAUAAUAACAGCUUGGUCAAUAAGAUUCCACAAUGUCUGGGAAACAUUAGCAAUAAACUCUUUGUGCUAUAUCUGCGGAUGAAUCGCUUUUGUGGGACUGUUCCAGCAAUAUUCACAAAGUGCAAUUGUAGGUGCAAAAUUUCACCCAACCAAUUACAAUCGAGAGAAAAUAAUACAACACACUCAACAAACAAUCAGAAUAAACAAGAACAGUGUCUGUUGAAGAAUUGA
Cornus florida is the source of this 1194-nucleotide messenger RNA. RefSeq names its product probable leucine-rich repeat receptor-like protein kinase At1g35710. Lineage: Eukaryota; Viridiplantae; Streptophyta; Magnoliopsida; Cornales; Cornaceae. The transcript has a single exon. The coding region runs from base 1 to 1194 and encodes 397 amino acids. The record is from RefSeq and is a predicted model, not a curated record. Gene Ontology annotation, molecular function: protein binding.